Molecule: messenger RNA, 1144 nt
Organism: Dendroctonus ponderosae (mountain pine beetle)
Lineage: Eukaryota; Metazoa; Arthropoda; Insecta; Coleoptera; Curculionidae
Product: venom allergen 5 2
Exons: 5
Coding region: 138-1112 (324 amino acids)
Cellular component (GO): extracellular region
Source: RefSeq, a predicted model, not a curated record
CAAUUCGCAAAAAAAAACGAUAAUCCGCAUAAGAUGUUAUAAACAAAACGAUUUCGCAAUUAUGUUGUCGGAGUCACGAUUCUCUUAAUGCUAAAAUUGCGGAAGAUCAUGAAAAUUUUUUAUAUGCUGAAGUUUUUAUGAACAUUCCGUUCUUUGGUUGUUCUGGAGAAUUAAUGAGCGGACUUUCAGUCGGUUUACGACCGUUUAAAGCGAUGCUUAAAUUAAUAAGCGCACUUUGUCUCAUUCGCGUUUUGGGUGUUGGAAGUUGGCAGAACUUUUACUGCCAAUUAAGUUGCGACUCGUUCAACGCAAGUGAAACUCAUACGGUGUGCAAACGACAACAGCAGAAAUGUGGCCCUGAUCCAAAGUGCGGUCCAGACUUUGCCGUUCUGGAACUUUCCAACGAUGACCGGCAGUAUAUUAUGGACAUUCACAACUAUCUGAGAAACAAAGUGGCCAUCGGCCACGAAAAGCGCGGAUUUCAGCCCAGGGCUGCCAACAUGCUAGUCAUGGUAGGUGUUUACAGGGUGAAGAAUUUUAAGCUCAAUAAGGAAUUCCAGAAUUACAAUCGGGAGUUAGAGUUUCUGGCGCAAUGCUGGGCAAAUGCCUGCAAUGGAAACCCGCUGGUCCACGAUAGGUGCCGAAGAACAGCUCAAUAUGUCCAUGUGGGCCAAAACUUGGGGUAUAUCAACAGCACGGACCCGAAAAUCAACAAAAUCAAAGCCAUCAAAGACCUGAUCUUAUUGUGGUAUGAUGAGGUGGCAUUGUUCGACAGUUCUUGGAUCAACGAUACUCAGAUCAGAUCGCCCGAUCUAGUAGUAGGCCAUUAUACGCAACUAGUAUGGGCGAAUAGUAUGGAAAUUGGAUGCGCCAUCAGCUACUACACGCAUACUGUGCAGAAUCGCAUCUGGCAUCAGUUAAUUUUGGUGUGCAAUUAUGGGCCAGGUGGGAAUUAUUUGGGAAAUCCCGUUUAUGAAGCUGGAAAAGUCGCUACCAGGUGCCCUAAAGGUAUGGAAAGGAAUGCGAUUUAUAAGGGGCUAUGUGGACAAACGCAACCGGUGGAAGAAGUUGGCAAUUUCACUUUUGACCUGUUUCAACUGGAAGAUGUCUAAAACAGUUGUUUAAUAAAUAAGUUUUUGCAAAA